AUGUCUACCACUUCUACUUCUGCACCAUCUACUUCCAAUAAUAACAUCAAAAAUCUCGCAUAUAAUAUUCUAAAAACCUUCAAAGAUGGUAUUAUUAAGGGUAAAAAAAUUACAGAACUAGGGCCAUGCUCCGAAUGUGGCAAUGAUAUUUUAAUAUUUCCUCUCAAGGCAUUCACAUACCUAACAUACGGACACCUUUUUCAUAGACUCUGUAUCAAAAAAAAGCUUUUACUUACUGUUCCAAACACGUGUCCAUUCCCGGGUUGUGGAAAGAAUAUGGAAAUAUUAAAUCAAGCUAGUCCCCUUGGUACUGUUUCCAAUUUGCCAUUAACUGAUCCCAAGAAGGCCUCCCAAUCAACUGGAAUUUCACCUUUGAUGGGCGAAACAUUCAUCCUAUCUUCACCACCUAUACGGAUGGAAGAGAUCGAGGGUACGGCAAUCCAACAAGUUGAAAGUAAUUUGAGGUGCGCCAAAUGUUCUAAAGAUCUUUCUUCAUGUCUCCCACUUAUAGACUUUCUUCGGUUCUCUCCUCAACUUCAAGAUCUCUUGAAACCACUUAUAUACUUAACCUGCAAACAUAUUAUCCAUUACAAUUAUCUAAGGGAGUGA
This is a messenger RNA of Racocetra persica, 609 nucleotides long. The record is from the annotation of a GenBank genome assembly. Lineage: Eukaryota; Fungi; Glomeromycota; Glomeromycetes; Diversisporales; Gigasporaceae.